AGGCGGUGAACCUAGAGCGCGGACGGACGCGAGACCUGAGAGAAAGGAAUACCCCAGCUCUUAUAACAGCGAUUGCCUCUCUUACCCUCUCUUUCUCACUCUCUUUCUCCUGUGGGUUCCAACCCUAAUCUCUCUCUCACUCACAAAUUUGGGCUAAAAAAUUUCAAGAAAAAGGAAGCUAAAAAGGGUGAAAAAUAUGAAGAAUCUUUACCCUAAAGGAAAGGGAAAGAUCCACCCAUCGCCGGCGUCGCCCUCCGCCUCCAACGGCGGCGGGCCGAGCAGUGACGCUCUGGCGGUGUUGAAGCUCCUGCCGGCGGCGAUCCUGGCGCUGACGGCGGCGCUGGGAAAUGAGGACAAGGAGGUGCUCGCGUACCUGAUCACCACGUCGAUAAAUGGGCCGGGGAUGGUGGCGUCCGCUGCGAUGGAUAGCGGCGGCGGCGGUGGGGAGGAGAGGCGGCGGUGCCGGCGAGUGGGGGGUGUCCACCGGCCGCUCUUCGACUGCGGAUGUUUCGACUGCUAUACUAGCUUCUGGUCCCGCUGGGACUGCUCUCCUGAUCGGGAGCUCAUCCACCACGCCAUCGAGGCCUUCGAGGAGCACCUGGCCAGCUCCGAGAGCAAGGGCGGAGGAGGCGGCGGGAGAGGGCGGCGAAGGGAGCGGAGGGCUUCGGAUCGGUCGGAGAAGGGAAAGAAGAGCAAGGUGAAGGCGAAGAAGAAGGCGGAAGAGAACACCGAAGAGAAGGUUCUCGAGGUUCCUGCGGUGAGCUUCUCGGGCGAAGAGCAGGCGGCGGAGGUAGACGACGACGAGAAGUGGGAGGUGGAGGAGGGCGGGAACGAGAUGGAGGUGGCGGCGGGCGACGAGCGGCGGAGGGCUUGGCCGGACAUGAUGGGCCUAUUUAAUUCCCGUUUGUGGAGCCUUUGGAGUCCGGACGCCUGAGCAAGGAAAAAAAUGGCGAUUCUGGAGAGGCGUUGAUAUGGUUGGAGCUGGACGCUGUUUGAGAUCUGCGAUGUCAGAGAGUAUCUGCAAAGCAAGUCCAUAUUCAUCAGUGUUCCGAUAAAGGAUCCUUUGAUGUUUAAGUUAGUUGGAGCUUUGAAAAUACUAGAAAAAAAAAGAGUAAAAGUCGAGAGAGCGAAGAGAGUUCUUUUUCUUCCUAUUAGAACUUGUCUUUCUUUCGAGUAGCUUGUAUUUGCUGGCUGUUGUUUAUCUGAGGAUCCUUUUUGUAGCUUCUUUGUAUGAAGAUUGAGUUCGUAGGCCACUAGCUGAAAUCUGUAAAUUUGUUAGAUUUAGUUUUGUAGGUCGUUAGACCAUGUUUUGAUCUUUUAUUGAAAGAAAAAUCUCUUCCAU
Elaeis guineensis (African oil palm) is the source of this 1342-nucleotide messenger RNA. RefSeq lists its product as uncharacterized. Lineage: Eukaryota; Viridiplantae; Streptophyta; Magnoliopsida; Arecales; Arecaceae. The record is from RefSeq and is a predicted model, not a curated record.